ACUUCGGUCGGUGAACAGAACGACCAUAUGUUGACUUUAUAAGGAAAGGUGGAACGGCGUGUGUAGGCGUAGCGCUAUAAAACCGUCUUCAGGAAUUCUACCUCCAUCCCAGACACGGCCGUAUCGUAGAGCAAACCUGCUCUGUCGCUGCUUGUUUAACCAGAGAUCCACUACGAACCUUGAAUUCCAAGCAACAUUGUGAAGUCUGGGUUGCUAUAAAUUAUCUAAAGGUCAUUGUUACAAUUUAAGUUUCUCUGUAAAUCACCAUGAAAACUUUAUUUUUGUUUGUCCUUUUGCUAUGUGUCUGGGAGGCUACCGAAAGUAAGUCUUUAAAAGCAGCGCUUCAUUCAGUUUCUGCUAGAGUGCGUCGUGAAAGUGAUGACGUAACUGUUAGAGAGACACCAGGACCUAAGGAUCCCUUUGCUAUUUUCCACGGUGGGUCUGACACCGAGGAUGAAGUGGAUCCUCAUGCUGAUCACCGCAAUUUCCUCAAGGUAGAGCCAAACGGAGUUUACUAUACUGUUAGGACUGGCAGCAACCCCUCAGACAGGGAUGGACCAAUAGUGGCUUACUAUUAUAGUCCUUAUGAGCUACGUCAUCAGGGUGGAAAAUUUUAUGUAGGCAAUAUUCCAUUUUAUUUCUAAGAAGAAACAACGAACAUUCUCCUGUAAAUCUGAUCACUUAUUGUAUUCAGAAUGAAAUACAAAAACUUGAAUUUCCAUAUUCAGAAAACAGUGAUAAAGCAAUAAAAUUUCUGUAAACUGUU
Limulus polyphemus (Atlantic horseshoe crab) is the source of this 766-nucleotide messenger RNA. RefSeq lists its product as uncharacterized. NCBI's taxonomy places the organism in Eukaryota, Metazoa, Arthropoda, Merostomata, Xiphosura, Limulidae. The coding region runs from base 267 to 644 and encodes 125 amino acids. The record is from RefSeq and is a predicted model, not a curated record. The transcript is spliced from 2 exons.